AUUUUAAUUUGCAACUAUUUGCGGCUGGGAUACAAACAUUUUACUUUUCUGCCAAAAUGGAUUGCUGUUGGACACCGUAAUGACACAUCAAGCGUUCUGACGUCUUAUUUAUUUUUUCAGUGUAUUAUAUUAUAACAAAGAUGAUUGAUUCUUCUUUUUUAAAUGAGGUCGAGCAGUCUUCGGAUGACUUGGAGUCGUCAGAGGAUCAGCAAUGCGAGAUACCAUGGAUCGAGUGGUAUUGUAGUUUAAAAGGUCACGAGUUUUAUGUUCAAGUUGACGCCGAUUAUAUCCGUGACGAAUUUAACCUUGUUGGCUUACAACAACAAGUGUCAUAUUAUAGUCAUGCUAUCCGAAUGAUUUUGGAUAAUUAUGAUGACUUUGAUUAUGACUGCUAUGAGGAAAACGACGGCGACACUUAUGGCCCAUGUUCAGAACGUGCUAAGCAACGUAUUAUAAAUACAUCAUCGCAACUGUUGUACGGUCUUAUACACAGCCGGUUCAUAAUAACAUCCAAAGGUAUGGCGCUAAUGCUACAGAAAUAUAAGGAGAAAGUAUUUGGCACUUGUCCGAAUUUUAGUUGUGAGAACACAGCAGUUUUGCCAAUUGGGAUCACGGAUGCACCCGCCUAUCAUAAUACAAAAAUAUUUUGCCCUAGGUGCAAUGAGGUGUAUCAUCCUCCGAAAAACAGUCGCCUGUCGUUGAUAGAUGGUGCAUACUUUGGCACGACCUUUGCCCAUUUGUUUUUGAUGGUACAUGAUACACUCGUAACUCGAGGGCCUACUUAUUAUUAUGUACCGCAGAUUUACGGUUUUAAGGUAAGCUCUGCUAUUAAAAAUAACAAGGAGCAUGAAGAUGCUAAUCAUCAAUAAAUUACUCUAACAUUAAAAUUGAAUUUCUUUUAUUA
This is a messenger RNA of Babesia bovis T2Bo, 904 nucleotides long. RefSeq names its product Casein kinase II regulatory subunit family protein. NCBI's taxonomy places the organism in Eukaryota, Apicomplexa, Aconoidasida, Piroplasmida, Babesiidae. Bases 141 to 869 code for a protein of 242 amino acids. Gene Ontology annotation, molecular function: protein kinase regulator activity. The transcript has 3 exons. Gene Ontology annotation, cellular component: protein kinase CK2 complex; cytoplasm. The record is from RefSeq and is a predicted model, not a curated record.